AUGGAGCCGGCCCCGCGCCGCCGCCCCGCCGGGCGGCCCGGCUGCCCGCGGCGGUGGCGCCGGCGGCUGCGCGGGCGGCGGUGGGCGCUGGCGGCCGGGCUGCUGGGCGCCGCCGCCGCCCUCGCCCUCUACGCCUGCCUGCCGGAGCCGGAGCCGGAGCCGGGGGCGCCGGGCGGCGAGGUGAACGUGCUGCUGUGGUGGGAGCCCUUCGGGCGGCCGCGGCGCAUGGCCGACUGCCGGCGGCGCUACAACAUCACGGGCUGCCGCCUCAGCGCCGACCGCAGCCGCUACGGCGAGGCGCAGGCCGUCCUCUUCCACCACCGCGACCUGGCGCUGCACGGCGCCCAGGGGCUGCCCCGCGGGCCCCCGCCGCGGCCGCCGCGGCAGCUCUGGGUGUGGAUGAACUUCGAGUCGCCCUCGCACUCGCCCGGCCUGCGGGGGCUGGCCGGCCUCUUCAACUGGACCAUGUCCUACCGGCGGGACUCGGACGUCUUCGUGCCCUACGGGCACCUCUACGCCCCGCCGGCGCCCCGGCCCUUCGUCCUGCCCCGCAAGACGCGGCUGGUGGCCUGGGUGGUCAGCAACUGGAACGAGGAGCACGCCCGGGUGCGCUACUACCGCCAGCUGCAGGAGCACCUGGCCGUCGACGUGUACGGGGCGCGGGGGCUGGCGCUGGCCGAGGGCGGCGUGGUGGAGACCGUCUCGGCCUACAAGUUCUACCUGGCCUUCGAGAACUCCCAGCACACCGACUACAUCACGGAGAAGCUCUGGAGAAACGCCUUCGCCGCCGGCGCCGUGCCCGUCGUCCUCGGGCCCCGCAGGGCCAACUACGAGCGCUUCAUCCCCCCCGACUCCUUCAUCCACGUCGACGACUUCCCCAGCCCCCGGCUGCUGGCCGCCUACCUGAAGUUCCUCGAUAAAAACAAACCCAGCUACAGGAGGUAUUUCGCCUGGAGGAAGAAGUACGAAGUCCACGUCGCCUCGUUCUGGGACGAGCACUUCUGCAAGGUUUGCGAGGCCGUGAGGGCGGCCGGCAACCAAAUCAAGACCGUACGAAACCUGGCCGGCUGGUUUGAAAGCUGAUGUUCCUGGCGGCGAGGCUCGCCUGGCCGGCCUGUGCCGGCGGUGGGCCGCGUCGAGGCGUGGGGAGGGAUGGGUCUCGCGGAGGCCGUCGGCCGAGGUGGUGUACGCGGAGGGCUGUCGUCAGCGAGAGAGGCGUACGGGUACAGGUGAACAAGCUGUGAGAAGCCUACAAAAAGGAAGAUUUUUGUUAGAGUGCAGAAUUACGAAAGCACAAAGAACCAUCAGGCGAGAUGAUUCUUAAAGAGCAAAGUUAAAUUUCCGGAAGUCGUACAGAUCUGAAGCCGUUGCAGUUGUGCACGGCUCGACAUAAAUAACCGAUGCCAAGUUCUUCAGCCGUACAGCUGAAACCAAUUUUCUCAGCUCUGACAGCUUCCUGGACCACGCAACUUUCUUCUGCUUACAGGGGAUACAUGAUCAGCGCUGGCUUUCUGUACUCUGAAGGCAAAAGUGAAUAUUUUUAAGCAGUGAUUAUUAUGUGCCUGAAAGCUAUUUGCAGGCAAAUUCUGAGCCGCAAGUGUUGAACGUAAGAAUGUAAUGAUACAGUAGCACUUUUUAGCAGUGUUUGAAAUUGCAGCAGCCAACUAAUAAUGCUUUGAGCCACAUAAUAAUUCCAUUUAGGAAAAAGUGUGCGGAGGGGUCUGGAUCCAAGUGGAACAGACAGCUCAGAUGAUGUAGAGUAUUUCUUCCGCUGCCUACCGAAACCAUAGGCACAUUUACCCGGUAUGAAAGUGGAGGAGAACUUUACGUACAGGGAAAGACAGACUGUAGGAAAAAAGUGGGAACAUUUCCACUCUCCCUUUAUUCAGGAUUUAGAAAAUGUUUACAGGAAUCUGCAUGUUUUUCUCUGCAAAAUUACUGCCAUAUAGGAAAAAGCAGAGAAAGGCUCAGAGCUACAGGGUUUUUAUUGCUAUAUUGAAUAUGUAUACGGAGAGGCUAACUUAUUUCUCUAGUAUCUUUAGGCAGUCCUGUUGUGUAGCGAUUGUUUUGGUUUAUGGCACGCAUUUUUAAAAAUUCUGCCGAGUGACAGGCUACUCAGAAUGCCGCUUUGCUGUUUGUAAAAUAAUAAUUACCAAAAAAAGACCACCCCAAAACUCGAGUCCCGAAUCACUGCCUUUUCAAAAAGAAAAUUACUGUAGAGAAUAAGAUCUAGACUGUUGGUAAAAUACAGAUUGUGCGAGGAAACAAUAUGAAAAGGGAAAGAUUUACUAUUUUUUUUCCUUUGGUUUUGAGGGUUUUUUUCCAGCUCGGUUUUUUAAUCAAUAAAUAGGUUCCUAAGAUAAAACUUCCUUUUCUCAGUGCCUGCCAGGAACAUUGACGUUAGUUACUCCCUUUCAGACUCUGCCAUUUUGCUGGAGUCUUCCUUGUAGUCAGUGUACAGUUACUUUUUGGUUAGGUGUAAUCUUGCUUGGUGAAAUCCAGAAAAAAACUUCAAUUGCAAUUACACAUCCUCAGGAAGCUGAGCCCUUCCUGCCCUUUGCAACUAUAAGUUUUGGUGGCAAAAAAUGGUAAUUCAGAAAAGCCCUGCACAAAUGAUUAAGACAUUCGUCCAGCUCCUAUUUAAGGAGCUGGAUAAUGCAUGGAGUUAUCCAGAGGCUUUGCUCAGAAUAAAAUCAUGGGCACAGAACAGGUGGAGAAAGAAUAAAGUCAGUUGCAAGUAAAAGAUGGGCACAGAACAGGUGAGUUUACUGGCAUUUGUGAGUCAUAUUUAGGUUAGAAAAGGAUUAGGUUUGACUUAAGCAGUAAGAGAUGUCGGGUAGGUGCUUUUAAGAUUUAUGAGCUGGCAGCCUACUCUGAUUUAUUUUAAAUUAGAUGUUCCCCGUGAUUAGAUAAGCAUGGAACCAAGGAUUAUUGAAAAAAAUCUAAUAAUAAUGAAGUUCAUGAAUAAUUUGCACAGGUUUACUAGAUUGGAUGUUGCUGGCUCCUACGUUUAUUCCCUUUUGCUUUUGUGCAAGGAAGGAUGGCUGAAAGUACUUCAUGAACCUUUCUGUUGUUAAUGCCAGAGUUGCUGUGGAAGUUUUAUUGGGAAAGGAGAGAAGACAGUCAACAAAAUGUGAAGUGUAGUAGGGAUGGUCCCUAACGCUGGAUUUUCACUUCAACAGAGGUCUUAAGUGAUUGUUUAAAGCAAAAGCGUGUUCUUCAUGGCAUGCUCAUUCUUUUCUCUACCAGUGGUUACCACUCCCAUAAAAUUGGUUUUGAUAAUUUAAAAAAUCUAAUUUAAAUAUAGCAUUAACAAUAAUAGCUAGGUGUCAGGAUGAUAGAAUCUGUCUCCCUUUGAAUUAUUCUUUUUUUCUGUUCAGUUUUUAUCACAGCUCAUGUAAAUGUAUACAAAAACUCAAAAGUGGUGAACUAAUAUUUAAGAUUGCACUACUCUUUAUCAGUCUGCUGAAACUGGUGCAUUUUUUUCAGUCCUCCUAAACUUUUUAGCAUUUUCAGAAAGUUUCCAGGCACACAGUUCUGUGUAAUCAUUAGUAAUGCCACAGGGAGAAGACCAGGCUACAGGAGCAUGGGAAUUUCCAAAGAUUGCAACCGAUACUUUUUUCAGGCUCUCUAAGAAAAGCAGUUGAAAUCUUUGAUGAACUUGGGUUUUGUAAAAUUCAGAAAAGAGCUAUGCAGUAAUUAAAGCAUCAUGUUUGAAUAAGGUGAUCACAAUUGUGCCAUAUGUUGCACACUUUUCCCUUUAGAUUUGGGAGGAAAUUCAGCCCUGGUCUGCAGCUGCUGAAGCCAGUAAUACAACAUCUCUAUAAAUCUACUUUGGUUUUUGGCUCAUCCACUCCACUGACUAACAGUUAGUGUACCGUUAUAAGCUAAGCACUGGCUUUUGUAAUUCACUUUGUAGAGCUCAAGUUCAAUGAUGAAUAAAAAAUUUGCCUGAGCAAAUUGGAUUGUAGAUCAGGUACCAGACUCCACAAGAUAUUGCAGGUGAUGUGUGUAAUCCAUCUGUAAAAAUUAAGCAAAGUUAUUUUCUAUUUUAAGUAGAAAAGUCUUUUUGAAUACAUUUUGAAAAAGUGUUUUAUUCCGUGCCUUAAAAUAUUGGGGUGGAGGGAGAGAAAGGAAGAUAAUUAUUUUUUGGCUUUUAUAAGGAGAAAUAAUAUUACUUUUUGAUUAUGGUGUAAAUGGAAUAUAGAAUUAUGUGAUCCUUUAAGUUAUAUAUUGUAUCUCAGGGAAUUUUAUACUGUAAAGUCUCUUAAUCUUCAUAGAAUGAAAUAACUUUGUAUUAAUUAUUUAGAUUGACACUCAAUAAAAUUAAAGGAAGGAAGCAGCACAAAAUGACCCUA
Aquila chrysaetos chrysaetos is the source of this 4358-nucleotide messenger RNA. RefSeq names its product fucosyltransferase 4 (gene FUT4). Lineage: Eukaryota; Metazoa; Chordata; Aves; Accipitriformes; Accipitridae. Gene Ontology annotation, molecular function: alpha-(1->3)-fucosyltransferase activity. Bases 1 to 1083 code for a protein of 360 amino acids. The transcript has a single exon. The record is from RefSeq and is a predicted model, not a curated record. Gene Ontology annotation, cellular component: membrane.